Messenger RNA from Capsaspora owczarzaki ATCC 30864, 1050 nucleotides. RefSeq lists its product as hypothetical. Gene Ontology annotation, molecular function: protein binding. The record is from RefSeq and is a predicted model, not a curated record. The transcript has 9 exons. Bases 1 to 1050 code for a protein of 349 amino acids. NCBI's taxonomy places the organism in Eukaryota, Filasterea, Ministeriida, Capsasporidae.
AUGACCAUGAAUGCCGAGCACGGACCUGGAACGAGCCAAUGCGCACCGGGAUUGGGUCGCUUUGAGAGACAGCGCGAGCUGUAUGACGAAGUCACGAAUGAGCCCAACUAUGUCAGAAAGCUCGGCGACGCUGAAGCACUGGCGAUUGCUGAGGCACUCAAAGUGAACACGAGGGUGACUGAACUCAAUCUGGACACAAAUCGGAUUGGCGAAGUUGGAGCGCGCGCGAUUGCUGAGACACUCAAAGUGAACACCAGGCUGACUUUGCUCACUCUCGGAUGGAAUUACAUUGGCGAUGCCGGCGCUCAGGCAAUUGCGGAGCUUCUCAAGGCGAACAUGACGUUGACUUACCUCGAUCUGAGCGGCGAUCAGAUUGGAGUUGCCGGAACGCAAGCGAUUGCUGAGGCACUCAAAGUGAACACAACGCUGACUGAGCUCUUUCUGUGGCACAAUGAAAUAGGCGAUGCCGCAGUUCCAUCGAUUGUCGAGGCGCUCAAAGUCAACAAGACACUAAAGAAGCUUGAGUUGGGCGGGAACUUCUUGUCCCGAGGUGCAAUCGAUGCACUGACACAAACGGGCAAUAAAGGCACUACCUGUAAGAACAUGAGAGUCCAACCCAAGAAAGAGCCGUCGCCCGCCACGUCGGCGCUGAAUGCCGCUACAGCCGCCGCAAGCAUUGUGCCUCAGAGUCCCGUCACUCUUGCAACUGAAAAUCAGCAAUUGCGCUCCGAGUUGGCUGCCAAAGAUCAAGAGCUCGCGACCAAAAAUCAUGAGCUCGCUGACGAACGGCAGAAGCUCGCAAUGAAGGAGCAGGAGCUCGCGGUGAAGGAUCAGGAGCUCGCAGCCGCAAAGCUGGAGCACGCAGCCGCAAAGCUGGAGCACGGAGCCGCAAAGCUGGAGCUCGCAGCCGCAAAACUGGAGCUCGCUGACGAAAGACAACUACGCGCUGCAAAAGAGCAGGAGCUACAAAAGCUUCUGCUCGGAAUUGCAGACAGAGAAGAUUGGAUCGAUGUAAAGUCGCCAGCGGACGAUGAAGAAGCAAAUAUUUGA